This is a messenger RNA of Pollicipes pollicipes, 1334 nucleotides long. RefSeq names its product CCR4-NOT transcription complex subunit 7-like. Gene Ontology annotation, molecular function: poly(A)-specific ribonuclease activity; nucleic acid binding. Gene Ontology annotation, cellular component: CCR4-NOT complex. Lineage: Eukaryota; Metazoa; Arthropoda; Thecostraca; Pollicipedomorpha; Pollicipedidae. The record is from RefSeq and is a predicted model, not a curated record.
GUAUAUUUUGGUCGCCUGCCCGGUAUGCCGGUGUGCAAAUCUGGUACAUUUUAUGCAUCUGUUUGGUACGCUCACUAAAAACAAGACGGCAACAUUGUAUUGAAAGUUUACGUGACAUCUGGCCAGCAUGGCCAUUCAGAAUGGCAAUGGAGGCUAUCUGCGCGCAGAGGGCGGCUCGUGGCCGGGGUCGUCGCAGGGCGUCUCGUGGCCCGUCACGUCGCAGGGUGCGAUGCAGCACACGCCCAGCAACGAGGAGUGUGGCAUUCGCGAGGUGUGGGCUUACAACCUGGAGCGGGAAUUUGACCACAUCCGGCGGGUGGCGCUGACGUACAAGUACGUGGCCAUGGACACGGAGUUUCCGGGGGUGGUGGCUCGGCCGAUCGGCGAGUUCCGAAGUGCCCAGGACUACGAGUAUCAGCUGCGCCGCUGCAACGUCGACCACCUGAAGAUGAUCCAGCUGGGCGUCACCUUCUUCGACGAGCACGGCCGCACGCCCCAUCCCAUCACCACGUGGCAAUUCAACUUCAAGUUCAACUUGGUGGAGGACAUGUACGCCCAGGAGAGCAUCGACCUCCUGCAGAAGUCGGGCAUCCAGUUCCCGGUGCACGACGACGAGGGCAUCGAGCCGUUCGAAUUCGCCGAGCUCAUCACCACCUCGGGCGUCGUGCUCAUGGAUGACGUCAAGUGGAUCUCCUUUCACAGCGGUUAUGACUUCGGAUAUCUUUUAAAAAUUCUAACAAAUCAAAACCUUCCUCAAGAGGAAUCUGAAUUCUUUGAACUACUACGGAUGUACUUCCCCACCAUGUAUGAUGUCAAGUACCUCAUGAAGUCCUGCAAAAACUUGAAAGGAGGUCUGCAAGAGCUGGCGGAGCAGCUGGAGCUGGAGAGGGUAGGGCCACAGCACCAGGCUGGCAGCGAUAGCCUCCUCACCGGCGCUGCCUUCUUCAAGAUGAGGGAGAUGUUCUUCGAGGACAACAUCGAUGACGCCAAGUACGGCGGACACCUGUACGGUCUGGGCACGCCGUACCUGGCCAACGGCGGCGGCUCGCAGGAGUCGGCCGGCGAGCCCACCACGUCCGCCUAGAGCGGCCGGCCCGCGGCGUCGGCCGCUGCGGGUCAGCACCGUUGGCGCGGCGACGGCGGCCGGGCUGGUGCAGGCGACGCCCGCCAGCGCCGCCGGCCGGCUGGAGCCGUGCUGCAGCGUCGCGCCCCGCGCCUGAGGAUCGCCUGAGCUCGCAUACUCUGCUGUGAUAUAGAUUCAAACGCUGAUUUUAUCCUUGUUUCUCAUGACCAGCUGAACGCCUGUGUCUCGUGGCGGCGCCCAUGUGAGUCUC